AUGCCAGGGCUGAUUAACCGGACAACCCGCUCCCCGCUCCCCCUCACCGCAUCGGAGGUCACGUCAUGCGUCAGCGGCUAUGCCUUCGGGAUGACAGCCUUGCUCACCUACCGCAACCCAGAAGCCCAGGCUUUUGAAGGUCUCUUUGUCUACCCCUUGGAUGAGUGCACCACCGUUGUUGGGUUCGAGGCGGCUGUGUCCCGGCGUGCCGUGACGGUACAGAUCAAAGACAAAGCCAAGAUAGAUGACACGUAUUUGCCUGGCUGCAGCCUCCCCGAUGGAGGAGCGCGCGAUGGAAGCGGAAGGAUCAUGAUGGAUGAGGACUUGGAGAGGAUUGUUUUUGUGGCUAACCUGGGCUUGAUUCCUCCUCUGGAAAGCGUCUCCAUCUUCAUCAGCACAUCCUCUGAGCUGCAGACACUGCCCAGCGGGGCCGUGAGGGUCCUCCUGCCAGCUGUGUGUGUCCCCAGGGUCCCCCAGACGUGCACAGUGUUGACUGGGGUUCAUGUCACCGGCAGGGACAAGCACUACUGCGGAUCGGGGAGCCUGGAGCAAGGGAGCAGGUUCUGCCUGGCCCAGCUGCUGGAGAGGGAGGCCACCAACCCCUUCGAGUACGAGUUCAACUUCCACCUGGAGAUCCGAGGGCCGUGCUUGCUGGCAGGCGUUGAGAGCCCUACACACGAGAUCCGAGCAGACGCCGACCCCUCCGCUCGCUCUGCCAAGAGCAUCGUGAUCACGCUGGCCAAUAAACACACCUUCGACAGACCCGUGGAGAUCUUGAUCCAUCCAAGUGAGCCCCACAUGCCUCACAUCUUAAUGGAAGAAGGUGAUAUGACACCUGCAGAGUACGAACGACACCUGAAGGGGAAGAAUGAUUUCAUUAAAGGCACUAAGAAAGACCCCAGUGCCGAGAAAAAGACGGAAAUCAUCAGGAAGCGACUGAACAAGGACAUCCCCCACCACCCCAUCAUCAUGCUCAACUUCUGCCCUGACUUGAGGACUGUCCAGCCAGACCUCCGGAAAGCCCAAGGAGAGUUCAUCUUCCUUGUAGACCGCAGCAGAAGCAUGAGCGGCGUGAACAUCAACCGUGUCAAGGAUGCCCUGUUGGUUACUCUCAAGAGCCUGAUGCCAGCGUGUCUCUUCAAUGUCAUUGGGUUUGGAUCCACCUUCAAGGCCCUCUUUCCUGCCAGUCAGACGUACUGCGAGGAGAGCCUGGCCGUCGCCUGCGAGAGCAUCAGAAGGAUCCGGGCCGAUAUGGGUGGCACCAACAUCUUAUCGCCUUUGAAGUGGGUCAUUCGGCAGCCCAUCCACAGGGGCCAUCCCCGACUGCUCUUUCUGCUGACGGACGGGGCCAUCAACAACACGGGGAAGGUCCUGGAGCUGCUGCGGAACCACUCCUUCUCCACCAGGUGCUACAGCUUCGGCAUAGGGCCAAAUGCCUGCAGGAGGCUGGUUCGGGGGCUGGCUGCUGUGUCCAGGGGCAUCGCCGAGUUCCUGGCAGAGGGCGAGAGGCUGCAGCCCAAGAUGAUCAAGUCGCUGAAGAAGGCGAUGGCACCUGUCCUGAGUGACGUGUCUGUGGAGUGGGUCUUUCCCGAGAGCACCGAGGUCUUGGUUUCCCCCGUCAGCACCAGUUGCCUCUUCCCUGGUGACCGCCUGGUCGGCUACGGCGUCAUCUGCGACACCUCCCCGUACAUCUCCAACCCCAGAUCCGAUAAGAGGCGACGUUACAGCAUGAUGAGGUCCCAGGAGUCAGGCAGCUCCGUUUUCUUUCACUCCCAGGACGAGGGAGCAGGCGUGGAGAGCUGGAACCACUCCAGAGACUCGGAGGGCUGCUGCCCUGCCGAGCGUGCCCCGGAUCAGCUGGUGGUGGGCAGAGAUCCCGGGGGAGAAUCGGACACGGACACCGGAAUGGAUGUGAAGGUUUCCUCCAGGAGACGGGCGUACAGCACCACUCAAAUCGCCGACCACGAGCCUUGCAAGAAGGUGCCCACGGCCAGCGAUCCCGGCACUGCCCUGGUGAAAAACCCCCUUCGGAAAACCCACCUGCAGGACCUGCAGCAGGUCAGCCCCGAGCCCUGGCAGCCCUACGCAGCCAGCUCACUCGUCUCUGCCACGAGGAUCCGUGGCACAGGCGCCUGGCGGCCGUCCCUGCUCCACCGGAGUUGUAUGUCCUCCUGCCACGACCCCGACUCCCCGGCAGUGCCAGACGGGCUGCAGCAAGCGGCUCAAGGAAGGGGCUUUGGACCACUCGAUGCCAGCGUGAGCCUGCGGUCUUCAUCGGAUAGCCGGAGCCCCGGGGAUCUGGAGUCUGCCCAGCAUCCUUCCUUCACGUUUGAAACCGAGACCUCCUCCGACUGGGAGCCCCAGAACUUCGACUUCAGCACUGCCUGCAGCUCCCUGCACUCCCCCAGGACCCUCUGCAAGGCGGUGGUGAAGGGGCUGAGGAGCAACGAGCCCGUGCAGUGGGAAGUUGCCUUUGAUAUCCGCCCUCUCUUCCGAGAGCGGGAGAGCCGUGCGGAUGGCGACACAGACCUGUGGAGCGAGACCUUCCACCACCUGGCAGCCAAGUCGGUCAUCCGGGACUUCGAGCAUCUUGCCGAGAAGGAGUGUGAAAUCGAGCACGGAUCCGGGCGGCGGUACCAGGUCAACGCUGUCCACACCAGCAAGGCCUGCAACGUCAUCAGCAAGUACACGGCGUUCAUGCCAGUGGACCUGAGCACCAACACCUACUUGCCCACUGUCAUCGAGUACACCCACACGGAUGCAGAGGAGAGCAGCCUGUCGCCCUGCAGCACCCCUUCCUCCUCUGGCUGGGAGCGCUGCGGUCUCCCCGAAGGGCCGUUACAGAGCCUGUCUGCUUCCUCUGCACAAGCCCAAAAAUCCAUCGAGAGCCUCUUUGCUGCAAGGCUGACCUUCAAUAAAACCAGGCUGCUGACUCGAGCCGCCAAAGGGUUCAUGAGUAAAUCUCCAAGCAGAGUGAGCGAAGCCAGCUCUGAGGGUGACAAUGAGAACAUAGACUACCUUCCCCUGGCGUCUCUGCAGCUGGCCUGCGGUGCCUUUCUCAUGAACUCGGCCUUCUGCGACGCCGUCAGCAUCCCCAUGGAGAAGCUGAAGUGGACAUCUCCCUUCGCCUGCCACCGCCUGGCCCUCAGCCCCUCCAGCUCCUACAGCACCAAGAAGGCCAGUCCCUCGGGGGAGCAGAAAAGCCUCGGCUCUGGCCAGCAGCUCCUGGUUCCCAAUGGCACGCAUGGGAAGAGUCCCACCACCAGAGACGUUUCUCAGUGUGUGGUGCCGGAGGGACCCAUCAGCCACACAGAGGACACUGGCCGCCUUCGCCACUUCUCGGGCAGCGCGCAGCAGACGGAGCCGGAGGGGAUGCUGUGGGCCACAGCGGUGGCCCUGGCCUGGCUGGAGCACAGCUCGGCUUCCUACUUCAUCGAGUGGGAGCUGGUGGCCGCCAAGGCCAGCCUGUGGCUGAGUGACCAGGACUUCCCAGAGGGAUACAGCCUGGCCACCGUGAAAGCCGCAGCUCAGCAGCUCUUUGUCCUGCUCCGUCACUGGGAUGAGAACCUGGAGUUCAACCUGCUCUGCUACAACCCAAGCAGCGUGUAA
Opisthocomus hoazin is the source of this 3609-nucleotide messenger RNA. The record is from RefSeq and is a predicted model, not a curated record. Lineage: Eukaryota; Metazoa; Chordata; Aves; Opisthocomiformes; Opisthocomidae.